This is a messenger RNA of Fusarium falciforme, 1977 nucleotides long. Its product is annotated as Fungal-trans domain-containing protein. The record is from RefSeq and is a predicted model, not a curated record. Gene Ontology annotation, molecular function: DNA binding; DNA-binding transcription factor activity, RNA polymerase II-specific; zinc ion binding. NCBI's taxonomy places the organism in Eukaryota, Fungi, Ascomycota, Sordariomycetes, Hypocreales, Nectriaceae. The coding region runs from base 1 to 1977 and encodes 658 amino acids. Gene Ontology annotation, biological process: DNA-templated transcription; regulation of DNA-templated transcription. The transcript is spliced from 6 exons.
AUGUCACGAGAAGCACGCCCUGGCGGAAAGCCUAGGCGCCGAGCCGCACGAGCCUGUCUAUACUGCCGUACCCGAAAGGUUCGCUGUGACCUUGUUUUCCAUGGCCAUCCAUGCACAAACUGCACGCUCGAUGAAGGGGAGUGCAUUAUUCCAUUCAAGCAGCACAAGUGGCACAUGGCCAAUGCUAUCUAUCAACGGCAGAAUCAUGUACCGCCAGAAUCAACAGGUGCCGAACGGCAGAACCAGGUCCUGCCUGAGAAGCAGAACACUUUGGCAGACAAACCCAUGGAUCUCGGCCAGGCUCCGCGCCUCACAAAUGCAGAAGACCUACCAGGACUUGAAAGAUUUCUUCUCGCCUUUAACGAGGAGGAAGCAACUGGAUGUGACGAUAUAAGUGGCAAUCCUAACGCAGACUUGGACCAACCUCGAAGCAACACGACCCCUGAGGACCCCGAGGCAGACUCAUCAACGACGAGUGAGAGUAGUGCAAUCAACGAGCACAAAUUCAACUUGCCUCUCUCUCUAGCAGACUUCCAGCAAUCGAUAUUCCUGAAGGGCCUAAGCCCGAAUUCAGACAGUAGAUCAUACAAUUCCCAGCAACCUAGGGCUUCCAACUUUGUCAUAUUUUCCUCCUACUCGUUUAUCUCCGCAGACACGUUAUGGAACUUAGACAAAGAGGACAUGGCGUUUCUAGAGAAUCGAAGGUGUCUCUAUUUGCCAGCACGACCCGCAAUGGAUGAGUUUGUCCAACAGUACUUCUUGCAUGUUCAUCCUACCCUUCCCUUGAUCAACGAACAAGACUUCUGGGCAAUGUAUAAUGCCCAGCCUGUGGAGGCAAUGUCCACUGGACGCCUGUCUCUCGUUGUCGUCCAGGCCAUGAUAUUUCUCGCCUGCCCGUUCGUGCCACAAUCAGUCCUUGAUAGCCUAUCCCUUACCUCGGUGCAUCAAGCACGAGCCGAGUUCUACUCUGUUACCAAGGCGUUGUUCCACAUCGACAGGUGCAGAGAUGACGUUAGCAGCGCCCAAAGUGCCCUGAUGCUGACGUACCAUUCCCCCACCAUCUUCGACAAGACCAACAGUUACUGGCUCAGCACAGCCAUUCACUUUGCUCGGCAGGCGGGUGCUCAUAGAUACGGUGCAACUGGAGGCAACCCGAAAGGCCAGGCGGCACUGAAACGGCUAUGGUGGUGCUGUAUCCUCCGCGAUAGAAUUAUGGCUCUUAGCCUGUGGCGUCCUGUCCAAAUUGCUCUGACUGACCUUGACUUCGAUAGACUGGGUCUUCUGGAGGAUGAUGUGAGACAAGAGAUCAGAGGCUCUGCGGUAUAUGAUCCAGCCACGAAGCGUAUGUUGGCGCAGCUGGUCGGUUGUCUCUGCGAGCUCAGUGUCGUCUUGAACGACAUUCUCAUGAUCUGUUACAAUCCUACGCCGGACUCGAACGAUCCUACUCGCACUUUGACUCAGUUGAAAGAUUCCGUCUCACGACUGAGCGAGUGGCAUGACAUGGUUGUCCACAAAUUCCAGCUUCCAACAGAAGUUCCUGGUGGGCACGAGUCCCUCAGCCUUUUUACAAAUGCAAUAUUCAUAUACUACUUCACUGCGAAAGCUUGCUUAAACAAUCAUAUCCUAUACUUCCUUGGCAGAAGCGGGGGUCAAAACAACAGCCCCUACACAGUCUGGUGUGCAUCCGAAGAGCUUGGCGAGUCUCUACAGUCCAUUACCGAAAGCUUUGCCGAUCUAGAAGAACGGGACUUGGUGAGAUACUUGCCUAACACCUUCGUUCCCCUGUCACUACUACCAUUCUUGUGGCAUGUAUCCGAAGCAAAAGACACCCAGAGCCAACCUGUUAGGGGGUUUCAAGGCGAUUUUGGGGUCUAUCGCGAUGUCUUCUCAAUGUUUGCGAAGCUGUAUGAGGCAACAGAUAGUGUCCUGCAGUGUACGGGUAUAGAAGAUACGGAACCAUUACAACCUGCUCCGUGA